Nerophis lumbriciformis (worm pipefish) is the source of this 1149-nucleotide messenger RNA. The record is from RefSeq and is a predicted model, not a curated record. Lineage: Eukaryota; Metazoa; Chordata; Actinopteri; Syngnathiformes; Syngnathidae.
AUGAGAAGCCCUCACCGGCGGGGCGGCUGCGCGAUGGUGACCGUGACGAUGAGUAAGAGCGCCGAGUGGUUACAGGAGGAGCUGGAGUCCGGGGCCGCCGCGCUUCUGCUGCUCGACUGCCGGCCGCACGAACUCUACGAAUCGUCGCACGUCGAGGCGGCCAUCAACGUGGCCAUCCCGGGCCUCAUGCUGCGCAGGCUGAAGAAAGGCAAUCUGCCCAUCCGCUCCAUCAUCCCCAACAACGAGGACAAGGAGAAGUUCGUCAAGCGCUGCAAAAGCGACGUGGUGCUACUGUACGACGAGGCCGGCCCCGAGCGACUGGAGUCCGGGCUAGGGAGUUCCGUGCUCGGGCUGCUCCUGCAGAAACUCCGGGACGACGGCUGCAAGGCUUUCUACCUGGAAGGAGGGUUCAAUAAAUUCCAGUCAGAGUUCCCCGAACACUGCGAGACCAACUUGGACUGUUCAUGUCCCAGCAGCUCCCCGCCAUCGUCUGUUCUUGGGCUGGGAGGCCUCCGCAUCAGCUCCGACUGCUCAGACGGUGAAUCGGAUCGCGAGCCGGGCAGUGCCACAGAAUCUGAGGGCAGCCCGCUGCCCAACAACCAACCAGCAUUCCCUGUCCAGAUCCUGCCAUAUUUGUACCUGGGCUGCGCCAAAGACUCAGCCAAUCUGGACGUGCUCAGCAAGUAUAACAUCAAGUAUAUCCUCAAUGUGACGCCCAACCUCCCCAACAUGUUUGAACACGAAGGGGACUUCAAGUACAAACAGAUCCCCAUCUCGGAUCACUGGAGUCAGAACCUCUCACAGUUUUUCCCGGAAGCCAUUUCCUUUAUUGAAGAGGCACGCUCCAAAAAGUGUGGCAUCCUGGUGCACUGCCUGGCAGGUAUCAGUCGUUCAGUGACGGUGACGGUGGCCUACCUGAUGCAGAAGCUGAACCUAUCGCUCAACGACGCCUACGACUUUGUCAAGCGCAAGAAGUCCAACAUUUCACCCAAUUUCAACUUCAUGGGACAGCUGCUGGACUUCGAGCGGACUCUGGGCCUAAACAGCCCGUGCGACAACCAUGCCACGUCGCCCACCAAUGAGCAGCUCUUCUUUACCACGCCCACUAACCACAAUGUUUUCCAACUGGACACGCUGGAAUCAACGUGA